This is a messenger RNA of Cyclocybe aegerita, 1419 nucleotides long. The record is from the annotation of a GenBank genome assembly. NCBI's taxonomy places the organism in Eukaryota, Fungi, Basidiomycota, Agaricomycetes, Agaricales, Hemipholiotaceae.
AAUGGGCCGUUUCAUCUCUGUCGCCGUGCUACUCGCCUCUCUCGCCUUCCAGGCUCUUUCCAAGGAAAUCAGGAACCCCGCACGAAAGGCAGCGUACACUAGCGGCGCUGUUCACAAUGGGAUCAUGGACCGAAAACACAAGUUCUGGGACGAACAGGCAGCGCAGGGAGCCUUUGACUCUGCUCGAUUCAGCGCCAUAACGGAGUUUACACCCUGCGUGAACGGCAUCGCUGCGCAGUACCGUUGCAACAAUGUCGACCUCUAUAGCUUCUACAGCCACGCAGAGCUAGGUAGCACUGUCGGACAAGGGAGCAGCUCCUGGGGAUGGGUUUACGAGGGCCGUGAAUUCGUCAUCAUCGCGCAGGCAGAUGGCGCCGCCAUCGCCGAGGUCACCAAGGACGGUAAGCUCGACUACCUUGGUCGCCUUCCCAAAACGCCCGGAACAGCAAACGCCAUUUGGAGAGAGUUGCGCGUGCUCGACAACUAUCUCGUGGUUGGUUCCGAGGCAGUGAACCACCAUGUCCAAAUCUUCGAUUUGCGCAAGGUCCUUGCCAUCACCCCCGCGCAGAAACCCAAGACCUUCAAUCCUGCCACCGAGCUCACGGCGCUGUGGAGGGGCCUUCCAGUCGGUCGCACUCAUAACAUCGUCAUCAACUGGGACCUCGGCUACAUCGUCUCCGUCGGCAGCCAACCAAGGACCAGCCAGUUUAGGAGCGGUCUCGUUUUCAUCGACAUUAAGAACGUUACAAACCCCACGCUGGCUGGAUACCAGGCUAGCGCUGGCUAUGUUCACGGCGCCCAAUGCCUUCUAUACAAGGGACCAGACGUAAGAUACCUCGGAAACGACAUCUGCUAUGGCUACAACGAAGACAGGCUCGUAAUCUAUGACGUCACCGACAAGGCGAAUGCUAAAGUCAUUUCGGAGACGAGCUACGAAGGAGCCGCCUAUACUCACCAAGGCUGGCUGCUCGACCCUAACGACCAGCGCUUCCUCAUUCUCGAUGACGAGUACGACGAAGUCGACGCCGUUGGCCCAGCCGCAGACGGCCAUGCGGUGACCUAUAUCUGGGAUGUCUCCGACCUCCAAAACCCCAAGCAGACCGGAUACUACAAGUCCAAGGACAUCACGAUCGACCACAACCAGUUCGUUGCGAACGGCAAGGCUUACCAGUCGAACUACGGAAACGGAUUGCGCAUCCUCGAUCUGUCGUCGAUUCCUUCCGACCCGACAGGAAGUGGAGUGAAGGAGAUUGGAUUCUUCGAUAUCUACCCCGAAGAUGAUAACCGACCUUCGAAUGGCUCGCUCCAGUUCGUCGGGACCUGGUCAAGCUACCCUUACUUGCCCAGCGGCUAUAUCCUUAUCAACACCAUUGAGCGCGGCGCGUUCAUCGUCAAGCUCAAGGAGGGUGCUACUGCUUA